Messenger RNA from Trematomus bernacchii (emerald rockcod), 1816 nucleotides. Its product is annotated as butyrophilin-like protein 2. The record is from RefSeq and is a predicted model, not a curated record. The transcript has 3 exons. NCBI's taxonomy places the organism in Eukaryota, Metazoa, Chordata, Actinopteri, Perciformes, Nototheniidae. The coding region runs from base 67 to 762 and encodes 231 amino acids.
ACGGCCACAGACCGGUUCGCACUACACUCAGUUCAGAUCACUUCCUGUUCUUCGCCAGCUGCUCUCAUGGCUGCUCAACAUGUGGGGCUGUUCAUGUUACUGUGGAUCGGCUCUGUGGCUGCAGGAGAUCUAGAAGAGGUGAAUGCAAGGCCUGGACAGAACGUCACUCUUCAGUGCCACACUUCCAGAGAUGCUGCCAUCACUGUGUUAGAGUGGAAGAGAUCUGAGCUGGAGCAGUACGUCUUCUACUACAGAGAUAGCGAGUCGAUGGAAAUCUUCCAGAAUCAACGUUAUCGAGGUCGUGUUGAGCUGAGUGACCCAGAGAUGAAGAACGGAGACUUUACUAUUCUCCUGAAGAACGUCAGCACCAACGACACGGGAACCUACAAGUGUCGGGUUAUAACUCGCUACAAUAAUCGCUGGAAGAGAGACGUGAGAGAGUUUGUGCACUCCGUCCUUCUGAGCGUCUCUGAAGGUUCUGAGAAGCACCUGAAGAAUGGAGACGCCAACGAUGAACAACCAGGGGGUCCCGGAGGAUACGUUGGGUUGGGAGUUGGGUUGGUUUGUCUCAUCGUUGUUGCUGUCGUUGCUGGACUUGUUGUGAAAUCUAAAAGAGCUAAGGAGAAGAGACCAUCAGAGAGUGUUGAUGAGAAAGUGAAUGUUGAACUGAACCCCAGACAUGUCCCAGACCUCUUCACACCUGACUGUCCUCCAUCACCUGCUUCUAAACUAAAUCAUCUCCUCCAUGAAUCUCUACCUUGACGCGGUGGAGGGGCUUUACCCCCUGAGACACAAACACCUGGUGAGGGUUAACCAAACGUGAUUCAGUUUCUAACUUCAGUCUGAGAGAGUGCUAAAAUAUUAUCCUUAAGUGAUCGGCCAAUCAGAAGGAUUGACUUUGCUGCUGAACACGUAGGAUCGACAGUGAAGCCUAUCUUUCAGACACAGCGCUGACAACAUGGCGUCUGAUCUGGUCUUUGUGUGUCAGAGCCUGGAAGGGAUUCAUGGUGAGGGGUUUAUUUAAAUAUCAGCAGGUCAAUUUCAAACUAAAGUCGGUGUAAAGAGGUCUUAAACUGUGUAUCUGUCGUACAGAUAUAUCAGUGAUACAUUUCAGAUGUACUUUGUGUUUACGUAUAGCUGCAGAAAUAUCUGCUUCAGGUUUAUGUAUUUACAGAUAAUAUUUCCAGUAUAUGUAUACUAAGUACACGGUUAAAAUAUACGUCAUACGUACAUCUGUAAAUGAUUGUCUUGAUAAGACUUUAAAAUGUUUAUUUAUUUUCUACUAAGUAGAUUUACAUGAAAUGUGAAAUAAUGAAAUCAAACCCAGCACCUGUUUAACCUGAAAGUGCUAAAGGGUUAAAAACUAUACUAAUAAGAAGUUGUUUGUGUUCAAUAAUUGAAGUUGAAUCAGAACAUCCACAGAUAAUGAAUUGCUGCUCAUGCUCUUUUUGUACAUCAUGUAUUUAUUGUUGCUAUCUUUAUAAAUGUCAUGUUCUUGUAUGUCAGGGACUACGGGUGGAAAUGAGCUCAAAGCUAAAAUCAAGCAUAUUUAUACUUGAAGUAUUAUUUCUCUAAAGUGUUCAUUAAAGUGCAUUGCUCCUAUUCAAAUAAACGAUUAGAUGAAAUGAGAAAUGAACAAAUGUCAGAUGAUAAUAAAUUGCCCCCCCCCCCCCCCCCCCGCGCUCCCCUGUCUCAAGGACAGAUACUGGAAAACAUUCCUGCCCAAUAACUCUGUGCAACAAAUCCCCUCUGGCUGGAAGAGAACUCUCUGCUCCAUAGCUUCUCUAGAAAUAAAACCACGUUGUACAUUUUACUC